This is a messenger RNA of Chondrus crispus (carragheen), 869 nucleotides long. RefSeq names its product Electron transfer flavoprotein beta subunit. NCBI's taxonomy places the organism in Eukaryota, Rhodophyta, Florideophyceae, Gigartinales, Gigartinaceae. The transcript is spliced from 4 exons. The coding region runs from base 52 to 825 and encodes 257 amino acids. Gene Ontology annotation, molecular function: electron transfer activity. Gene Ontology annotation, cellular component: cytosol. The record is from RefSeq and is a predicted model, not a curated record.
AAGAGGUAGGUGGAUUUGCUUCGCAGAUCACCUCCUCCACCGCAACGAGCGAUGUCUUCCCGCAAGAUACUUGUCGGUGUGAAGCGUGUUGUUGAUUACGCGGUCAAGGUCCGCGUCAAGAAGGAUGGCUCCGGGGUGGAUCUCAACAACGUCAAAAUGUCAAUGAAUCCGUUUUGCGAGAUCGCCGUAGAGGAAGCUUUGCGCCUUCGUGAAGCAAAGCAUGCAGGCGAAGUCAUCGCCGUCACCAUCGGCCCGAAGAAAGCUGCGGAAACGGUUCGCGUCGCAUUAGGCAUGGGCGCAGAUAGAGGGCUCCACAUUGCUGUCCCAAAUGGGGACGCCGAGCUCCAGCCUUUAGCCGUCGCCUCCAUUUUGAAGACCAUUGUCGAGAAGGAGAAACCAGAUGUCGUAAUCCUGGGGAAGCAGUCGAUCGAUGGGGAUAAUAAUCAGACUGGUCAGAUGCUCGCUGGGAUGCUUGGUUGGCCGCAGGGAACAUUUGCUAGCCAGGUUGAAGUCGAUCCCGCAGAGAAUUCCCUGAAUGUGACCAGGGAAGUCGACGGUGGGCUCGAGACCGUCGCAUUAGGACUUCCAGCAGUCGUUACAUGUGAUUUGCGAUUAAACGAACCGCGGUUCGCCACACUGCCGAAUAUGAUGAAGGCGAAGAAGAAGAAGAUCGAAACUACAGAUGUGUCAAGUCUAGACAUCGACGUUGCGCCUAGAAUAGAAAUCUUACACGUGUCCGAACCUCCGAAACGAGCACAAGGAGUCUUCGUCAACGACGUAGAUGAGCUUGUAGACAAGCUUCACCGAGAAGCGAACGUAUUGUGAAUAGUGACCAUUCUGUAAAUUGUAUAUAUGUAUCAGUCACCCCA